Molecule: messenger RNA, 5639 nt
Organism: Acanthaster planci (crown-of-thorns starfish)
Lineage: Eukaryota; Metazoa; Echinodermata; Asteroidea; Valvatida; Acanthasteridae
Gene: elovl6
Product: ELOVL fatty acid elongase 6
Biological process (GO): very long-chain fatty acid biosynthetic process; sphingolipid biosynthetic process; fatty acid elongation, saturated fatty acid
Cellular component (GO): endoplasmic reticulum membrane
Molecular function (GO): fatty acid elongase activity
Source: RefSeq, a predicted model, not a curated record
GAUCAGGCAUAUUCGGCAUGAUUCACUGAACAAGGGUCCUCUUGCUGUCACUGGAGAUUGUGCAUUGUGAUGAAUUGAAAUAAAAUAAAAGAAAUGCAUUUGCACCGCAGACCUGUAGCACUUAGCCUGCUUUAUACAAGUAGCCGUCAGCUCUGAGCAUGGGAACAUCUUCUAUUUUUGUUCGCAGCGAAUGCAUGCAACGAACGGUACGUAGAACAGUGAGAAUUUUGUGAAGUCUACAGAAGUAAAUUUUGAAUUGAAUUUAGAAAUGGCUCACAGUGCUCUCGAGUACACCGAUAAUUUCCCCUUUGACAAUUAUGAGGUGUUGGCCAGCUCAAACAGGUCCGUCUGGGACCCGAAGCACUCGUUCAAGUUCGAGAAAUUCGAUAUGCAAGAAGUUGACGCCUCGCUGAUGUGGUUCCAGAACAAUUGGACCAAGUCGAUUGUGUACAGCGCCCUGUAUGCAGUUCUCAUCUACUUUGGGAGGAUUUACAUGGAGAAUAGACCUCGGUUCGAUCUCCGCUUAAGCCUGGUAAUAUGGUCCUUCUCCUUAGCAGUGUUUAGCUGGAUAGGCGCCAUUCGUGUAUGGGUCUACACCAUAGAUUUCAUCAGGGCUUAUGGUUGGAAAGCUUCAGUGUGUGACCCUACCCUCUACAAGGGCGUGGUAGGCUUCUGGUCGUGGCUGUUUGUUCUGAGUAAGCUUCCGGAGUUGGGUGACACCGUCUUCAUUGUCCUGAGGAAGCAGAAGUUAAUCUUCCUUCACUGGUAUCACCAUAUCACCGUUCUCAUCUACUCCUGGUAUACCUAUCCACAACUGGUGGCCCCAUCUCGCUACUUUGUCCUGAUGAACUUCACUGUGCAUUCCCUGAUGUAUACCUACUAUGCCCUCAAGGCUUCUAAAUGGGUCAACAUUCCAACUUGGGUCAAUAUCGUGAUCACAUCCCUGCAGAUAGCGCAGAUGUUUGUGGGCUGCUUCGUCAAUGGCUAUGCCUACUCCAUCCGGAGCAAUGGGGGAUUCUGUGCUACAACUGACGCCAAUCUACGAGCAUCCUUUUUGAUGUACCUAAGUUACUUUGUACUGUUUGUGCAUUUCUUCAUUGAGACUUAUGUCACAAGCAAGAGGAAACAACGAGCUUUGGCAGAAAAAUCGCAAGCACAAAACAUCUUGCAAGACUCCAACGACAAUACAAAAUCCGAAAAGAAAAUCAAUUAGAUGGGUUUGGCAAAGAAUUACAUCAGUGGCUGUUAUUUUUAUGUUUUGACUUUCUGCACAUUCCAUCAGCCACACUAACAUUGAUAUAGUAAUAUGAUUCUUGCAUGUUGAGUUUUACUUAGUGUGUAAUUACGUACCAACACUGAAAAAAUAACAUCCAAAAACAAAUGUUACAUGUAAAAGUAAUGAAACAGUAAAUGUGAAAGAACACAUCAAAGACUUAAAAGUAUUGACUGAUAAAUAGAAUGUUGUUUUAGUUUCAGUAUUUCAAUGGCAUGCCCUCGAAGUAGAUUGUUAAAAGAAGAGUGCAUAAUGUAGUUCCCAGUUGUAAACUAAGCUUGGAAGAGUAGAUGAAUCUGUAGAGAUAGUGAAAACAGUUGUCUUUGUAAUUCUUGUCACCAGUUGGCUUAUUGUUCAAUAGGCUGUUCAAAAUGGAUAAGAUGACACUAUCAGACUUUUCUGAGCAGCAUUUUAUGGAACUGUUUGGUUUAACGUCUGUAACAACUUUACUGUAAAAUUUAAAUGCAGUUGACACUAAAAGUACAUUUGCAAGAAUUAUUGGAACAUUUGGGUGAAAAUUCUAUUAUUACAGAGCCUGUUCAAAUUGCCGUAUCGAAAGGAAACAAGUAUCUACUUACAAUUGGAAAAAAAAGAUGGAAUUGUUUUGCACAGUUCAAUGAAGAAUGUGCACUUUUGCUUCAUAGUACAUGUAUUCUGUAGUUUGUUUUUGCACUUCUCGUACUAAAAUAGUCAAAUGCAUGUUCUAACUUUUCUGUACCUUACUUCUGAACCUUUUAGCCGAAACUUUAGACUUAAAAGGUUAAACCUGCUUCUUUGAAAGAAACUUUUUCAAAUCUUUAAAAGUGCUCAUGGUGGAUAGAAAUAUUACAGAUAAGGUGAUUGAUAGAAAAUUGCAUUUUACAGAUGAGUGACAGUUGAAAAUAGAUUUCGUUUAGAACAAUUUCUGUGCGGCUGAUGACACUGUCCAUGUUGAAGUUUUUUCAAAUGCACUUUAUAGAGGAACGACAGUUGAAGCUGGAUUGUGCUGAGAAUGAUUUCUGUGCUGUUGAUGAUACCGUCCAUGUUGAAGUUUUUUCAAAUGAGUCACAAAAAUUAGAUCAAAUAAAAUUGAAUGAAUCCUAGUUAAACUUGUUACGUUUUCAGCCACAGAAUGUUAUAUUGUAAGACUUUGUACAUAUUUGAAAUAGAAUGGUAAGUAUUGCAAGACAGCAAAUGACCAAUUUUCUCACUUCAGGGUAUAAAUUUGUUUCAGAUAUGCAGCUCAAAACUAUUCAUAUUUGUAAGUUUGAACAUUAUUUAAUGAUAAAUGUAUCUCCCCUGAAUAAUUUAUUUGUUAAAGACAAAUCUCUUUAUUUUACCAGCUAGAACUUCAGCCUGGUACACAUGACAAUGCAAUAAGUUUAAUACUGGAAAACCAGCCCAAGGAAAAAACGGCUGCUGUAGAACUUUGCCAUUUCCUCACACUACUUCAGCUCCAACCACUUCAUGAAAAGUGAAGGAUGAAAUCAAUUGAACUCUUCUGCUUCAAUUUUCUUUUCAAUAAGACCAUGUUCAAGUCUGUCAUAAAACUAUCCAUGCUUAGAUUUGAAUAAACUGGUCAAUGUAAUUUGGAUCUGUGUAAAAUGAAGGCAGUAUUAUGUACCAAGUACCAUAAUCCCUUCAUGUCGAAAUAGUUCCCAAGCACAUGUAGUUCUCAGUUAUCAAGAUUUCAGAACAUUUAUCUUUAGAUGUUGUAGUUCUUAUAAACUUAUUUAUGAUAAUGGUAAUAAAUGAUAUAAUUUUUUUUUGUAAGUGAAUAAAAUACCUAUAAAAACUGUAUCAUCAGCAAAACAUGAUUUUUAAGUAAUUGUUGAUUUGAUUAUUCAUAUCGAUUAACAAAAUGAUCAGCUGUUGAUACAGAUUUAUAUUGAAUUUCAAUAAUUGAUAUGAUUGACAGUACCUUACAGCAUAUUGCCACCAUUGUUGAUGCUGAGCUAUAGUCAUGAUCAUUUAUAAUGCCAGUUAAGAAUACAUAGAAUAUUCAUAAAUUAUUAACAGAGUGAUAAACUUGCCUAAAUUCACUGCAAGUGCUUAUAUGUGACUGUAUCCUAUAAAAUGAGUCUGAUGUGAAUUCUUGGUUUUGUAAUUGUGGACAGAACAAAAUUAUUAAGUCUGUUUGACCAUGUGAAGAUUCAUUUUUGCUUGAAUAGGUCAUAUAAAUUUGAAACUUUAGAUUUAUUUUUGUACAGUAUGGUUGUUCCUGGCAUUCUGUCGCAUUAGGUUAUUUUUGUGGUCACUUUGUGACAAGCUAAAUGUGCUAAGUUCUUUUUUAAUCUUUGCAAAGAGCUGGCAUUUGCGUGUGUAAAGUGAUUUGAUUUUCUGGAGGUUUUCCCAGUAAUAUUUUGCUCCAGUGAAAAUUCAACAAAUUUUGAUUGUUAAUGGUCUGUGGUCCUCAAACAUAGAUUUGUUUCAUUCAGACACUGGGCUCUUUGUCACAAACUGUUGAGUUAGCAGUACAAGGUUUCCUUUUUCUGUGUUGUGUGUCAAAACAUUAUCCUUAAUUAAGGUGCCUUUUCAUAUGCACGUCAGCACUUACGCCAAGCGUUGUGGAUCUGUCAAAAUUGCUCCCGGGGCAAUUUUGGCAGCCGAACGCAACGCACACCAGACGAUUUUUGUGUCUGUGGAAAAUAAACGCAUCGUGUACGCAACGCACCUGAAAACGUACAUAAGGAAAGGCACAUUUUCAUUUACCCCAUAUUAGAACCCCCAUUAAAAUCGAACCUAUGUUGAUGUAACACUCAGUUAACUUAGAUGAAUUUGUUGACAUGGCCGUUGCGAAAAACAGAAACUAUGGCAAUCAACUAAAUUGACAUUGCAACACCAUGUUACUUAGUCCCGCUACGAUUGAAUCAUAGUUGACAAAAUCUUUGAAUCUAAUGCCUGAUGUUUCAAAUUGCCAAUAUCCACUGAUUUUAUUUUGAACAUAUUUUAGUUUUGUUUUAUAGUACAGUACGUUUAUAUAAAGUGAACAUUUUACCCUCUGAACAGUACUGAUCCUAUAUAUAUUUAUAUAUUUGUUACAUUAAUUAAUUUUUGCCUCUUUCAUUAAAAUUUAAAGCCUCCAGCUUAAAUGGUAAAAACGUAAUGAAUAUGAUGUUCAGUGUAAGCAAGAUCAGUAUCAUGUCAACCUCACAGGUGGAUUAAAAUUAUCAGGUUUUAUGUAAUGUGGCAGUGCUCGCCAGAUUUUCAUUGAAUUUUGUUAUCAGUGUUGGCUAACCAUGUCAAGCAAAUGAGCGCAUAAAAUUGUUUUGAAAGCAAAAUAAGGGUACUAGUUCCACAGCUUUAGUUUAAAUUCUUCUGUGAUGAGGAGGGACAGAGUGGGUCCAAGACUGGCUCAAGUGGCGGGGGGGGGGUUCCGUCAAGUAGCAUGUACACGCUGGUGCUAAGCGGGUGGGAAGAUUGUCACCGAAUGUUAUUGGGUGGUUUGCUUUUGGGGGUUGUUUUCAAAGUUUCUAUAAUAUCCAGAUAAUGACUCCAUCGUGGAUCGCAUCUUUAAAUUUUCAUGUUUACAAAGUUGACCACGACCUUUGGGACCAAACAAGGCAAGUUCAUAUGUUUUAUACGAGAAAUUUGAUCACCCCCACAUUAUUAAUCGUGUAGGGUGAUCACAUUGUAUCGCAUCUGGUCCAAAGUGCUUAAUUUUUGCAUGAUGUAACUCGAUCUGGUUCGUGACUUUGUCAUACAUGCGGACGCGCCACUAAUAGCAACUUCCCAUUGGAUGAACACUGAAGUUGCACUUUAACUUUCGGUUCUAUGGUCCAUGUAACUGUGUAGUGGGCAUGGUUUGAACUGAAGUGACGUCACACUUAUGAACCGGAUUAAGAGUUAAACUUGGUACAUAUAGUAUCACAGCGAUCACUGGGCAAUUUGUUGACGUUGCUGCUGGUGGGCAGUGUGGCUCCGAACCGUCUGUCUAAUAUCAUCAGAAAGCACGAUUGCUCAAGUACAUGCAUACAAGAAACAGUGUAAGAAUGGCAUGUGUUUACUUCUUUAUGCUGCAGACGCCAGGGAGCAGUUAGACAAAGCAGUUUUUGACUACUGUGCAAGGAACUGGAGACCUCUGUCCAACUGCUGUAUUCUUUGAAAACAGUGAAGUCUCUCCCCUUAGAUAUGAGGAUAAAUUUUGCCUUUUGACCCCUAGCUAUUGUCAUAGUGCAUUAUCAUAAGUGGGUGGCAUUGCAAUUAUCUAUUUGGAUGUAAAAUGUAUUCUUAAACCAAUACAUACGUAAUUAUAGAAGUUUGCAAUCCUGUACAUCCACAAAACUUUGAUAAAGUGCACCAGCCUGAUUAUCGUCUUAGGGUCUAAUAAUUUUGAUGCGUGGUUCACAGCAAAAUCGUUAUGUACCGUUCUUGCAAAACUCCUCGA